Centropristis striata (black sea bass) is the source of this 3553-nucleotide messenger RNA. RefSeq names its product solute carrier family 15 member 2 (gene slc15a2). The transcript has 22 exons. NCBI's taxonomy places the organism in Eukaryota, Metazoa, Chordata, Actinopteri, Perciformes, Serranidae. Gene Ontology annotation, molecular function: dipeptide transmembrane transporter activity. Bases 363 to 2462 code for a protein of 699 amino acids. The record is from RefSeq and is a predicted model, not a curated record. Gene Ontology annotation, cellular component: membrane. Gene Ontology annotation, biological process: oligopeptide transport; transmembrane transport.
GGUCUGCGGCUGAGAGCUUAACAACGACACUAUUGUGCGGCCAGAGAAGCUGCUGCACUUUACUGCAACUAACGGACCUCCUGCUCCUCACUAACAUCAUUUACAUGAUAGAAACACGCGUCGGGAUGUUGUUGUUUUUCUGUCUGUGAGUCUUUCUUUCUACAUCUCAAGUCUGCAGAAGCCCGGGGAAGUUUAAGUCCAACUUUCUGGUGGAAUAUUAACUUUAGCUUUCAGAGCAUUAAUGACCGAAGUUUUUGCAUUGGUGGCCUCAGAGCGCAGAGAGGAGUGGGACGGACUUGGACAGCAGACAGAAGCUCCCGAUGCAGCAGUAACAAUCCAAACCUACCAGCAAAUAGAGCAACAUGACUAAGAAACUAUGUGGGACCAAUUACCCGUCCAGCAUCUGCUUCAUAGUGGUGAACGAGUUCUGCGAACGCUUCUCCUACUAUGGCAUGAAAGCACUGCUCACACUCUACUUCGUCACCUACCUGCACUGGGACCAGAACCUCUCCACUGCUGUUUACCACGCCUUCGGCAGCCUCUGCUACUUCACGCCCAUACUGGGAGCGCUCAUCGCUGACUCUUGGCUCGGAAAAUACAAGACCAUCAUCUACCUGUCCAUUGUCUACGUGAUCGGCCAUGUGGUCAAGUCUGUCGGAGCCAUCCCCACUGUGGGAAACACAGACGUGCACAUCGCUCUGUCCAUGUUGGGUCUGAUACUCAUCGCCUUUGGCACCGGAGGAAUCAAACCCUGCGUGGCGGCGUUCGGCGGAGACCAGUUUGACGAGGAACAUGGCAAAGAGAGGCAGAAAUUCUUCUCCAUUUUCUACAUGUCAAUCAACGCUGGGAGCCUCUUGUCGACUAUCAUUACACCCAUACUGAGAGGGGAUGUGCAGUGUUUCGGGGGGGACUGCUACGCUCUGGCCUUCGGGGUUCCUGCAGCUCUGAUGGUAGUGGCUUUAGUUGUGUUCAUUGCUGGCAGCGGGAUGUACAAGAAGAAUCCUCCUCAGGGAAACAUCCUGUUGGAAGUCUGCAAUUGCAUCGGGUUUGCCAUCAGUAACCGUUGGAGGAGAGCACGGUAUGACCCUCAGAGGAAGCACUGGUUGGACUGGGCUGAAGACAGAUACUCAAAGCGUCUGAUCCAGGAGAUUAAGAUGGUGCUGCGCGUUUUGGUGCUCUACAUCCCGUUGCCAAUGUUCUGGGCUCUGUUUGAUCAGCAGGGCUCCCGCUGGACGCUUCAAUCCACUAGGAUGAACAUGGCUUUCGGUGGGGCAUUCGUUAUUAAGCCUGACCAAAUGCAGAUGUUGAAUGCUCUGCUGAUUCUUCUCUUGGUGCCCGUCUUUGACCUCGUCAUAUAUCCGCUCGUUGGCCUUUGCAGAAUCAACAUAACGCCUCUGAGGAAAAUGGCUGCAGGGAUGAUUUUUGCAGCCCUGGCCUUUGGAGCGGCCACACUAGUGGAAGUGAACGUUGUGAAAUCUGUGGUGGAUCCUGCACCUGCUGGGAAGUGUCUCCUACAGGUCUUUAACCUGGCAGAAAGUAAUGUGAGUCUGGCGAUCCCCGGCAGCAACCUGUUCAAAGAGCCGAUCCCACCCCUUCAGGACCCUGCUAAAUAUGAGACGCUUCCACUAACUGCACCCGGGGAGGAUCUGAAGUUUGAAGUCUUGAAUGGAAAACCCUCAGAGUGUAAUCACACGUUUAACCAACAGACGGCCUACAGUCUCAUCUUAUACCCAGACAGCACCAGAAUCCAGUGCAAACUUGUGGUAGACCAAAUAGAGAAAAAUGAGGAUGGGAAUCCUUUCCUGAGGUUCCUCAACACACAGCCAGAGGCGAUAAAUCUGACUGUAGGAGGAGUGUUUUUCCAGUUGCCCUCAGGUUACAGCAUGUCUCCCAGCAGGACUGUUGAACGGGGAGAAUACCAAACUGUGUCCUGCGGCUCACAGUCAGGGAGGUGUGUUGAUCUGAAGCUGGGCCUGCUGGACUUUGGGGCUGCCUACACUGUUGUGCUCAUGGAGGAUUCAGGUAAACUUGUGGCUCACAGGAUGGAGGAUGUAAAGGCCAACGAUGUGCACAUCGCCUGGCAGAUCCCCCAGUAUGUCCUCAUCACUGUGGGAGAGGUCAUGUUCUCCAUCACAGGCCUGGAGUUCUCCUACUCACAGGCUCCAGCCAACAUGAAGUCCGUCCUGCAGGCCGGCUGGCUGCUCACUGUCGCAUUUGGGAACGUGAUCGUGCUGAUCGUGGCAGAGGGGGCGGGGCUGGAGCAGUGGAAAGAGUUUGUGCUGUUUGCCGGCCUGCUGCUGGCCGUCUGCAUCAUCUUCUCCAUCAUGGCGUACUUCUACACCUACGUCGACCCCGACCAGCUGGACAAGAUCUACCUGGAUGGAGACGAUGACAGUGACAAUGUGAAGAAAAAGGCCAAUGACGUCCAGCUGAAAAAACAGGAGAAGGGCACCAGACUGUAACUGUGCUGCUUUACAUGCACCUUCUUCUCUGCUGCAGCUGAUUUUGCUUCAAAAGUAUUGAUGAGUUAAAUGAAGGUAACUUUUUAUUUUAAGGUACUUUUUGUGAUAAUGAAGCACUAAAGUGUGAUCAUUGGACAUUUCUUGUUGUUAGAAGUGAUGUAUCUAUUUGUCACAUCAUUUAAUAUAUUAUGUGAAACGUUUCUUAACACUCCAGUCGCUUAAAGAUGUUUAACAAGAGAACAGGAAAGUAUUUUCUGAAUGACUGAAUACAUGAAAGUGUUUAAAACAGACUGUGUGAUUCCCCACACCGUGAUCAAUAGUGUUAUUACGAAUUAAUGUUGCUGUUUAUAUUUGUUGCGUACUGUAUUACCCCUUGGCAAAAUGUUAUAUUUCCCUAUGAUGCUGAAAAAUAAUCAAAAAAUCGAUUUAGUCUUUGAAAUAAUAUGUUGUUUACAUUGUGUGCCUAUGGAAGUGAUACUAAAAGGACCAUAUAGCUGCAGGUGGUUUUACAUGUUAAAGGCAAUUCAUUCAAAAUUCAGUAGAUAACAUUACCAUUAUUAGUAUGCAAGUGUUUAAAUGAUGACCUACCAUUAAGGGAGCCACUCUUUACAGUGAAGACACACUAAAAUCAUUAUAUAUUUAGUUUUAAUGCAUCAUAAUGAGCACUUUUUUUGUUGUGAGUUGUCUUAUUAUUGUUUGAAUGACAGUUGCAAGCAGGGAUUUUUAUAAAAACUGGCAGCAAUCUUUCAGCAGGAAACAAACCAAAUUCAUAUCACUUUUUCUCUUAUCAUCUGCUUUCUGAGUUUGAUUUUCUGAAAACAAAAAUUUGUCAUUGCCAAAUGUCAGAUGGGAAAACAUCACAUCACACACAGCAAGAGAACACACAAACCACACUUUUGACAAAGACAGAAAAGUUCACUGUGAGGGACUGUCUAUGUCUGGAAAGUUUAAAGGAAUAGUCUGCAGAGUGUUGGAGAUAUUAAUGGGUAGCUUGUGAAGAUUAAUAUAUUCCUGAUUAUGGAUCAAAGUGGUUUUCUUGGCAAGCCAUGUCCUGCAAAGCCUUUAUCAUCUCAUGUAAAUUAGUAUUGUAU